AAUGAUACCGAAAUCAACAACCAAAUGUGAUCAAACAAAUGAAGAAACCGAAUUAAUUGACCUUGAUCAAAUGCUUAGUUCUCUCAAUUCGGGUAGUAUUAAAAAAAUGGCACGAUCAGACCUUCAACAAAUUUAUUCACGUAUUAUAGCUCAAGAAAAAUCAUUUACAUUUCAUCAAAUGAUUUUUUUAUUGGCAAGAGAAAUUUAUGGGUCAAGUGAUUCGGUUGGUCAAAUAUUAAAUUCUAAUUCAGAAACUCUGGGCAAUGAUUUCAAUAUAAAUAUUCUAGACUCGUCUCAAAACAUAUAUAAUUAUUCUACAUCUGCAAAUGAUCACAUUAUGCAGGAUGUACGAAAUGUAUAUGAACGAGAUAUUAUAGAAAACAAAGGGGAACAAAAAGAUCAUAAUAAUACGUCAAAUCAUAAUGAUACUGAACUUAUGUCUAUGUAUUCUACAUUGCGUGAUAAUGUAUCAGAA
Molecule: messenger RNA, 475 nt
Organism: Dentiscutata heterogama
Lineage: Eukaryota; Fungi; Glomeromycota; Glomeromycetes; Diversisporales; Gigasporaceae
Source: the annotation of a GenBank genome assembly